AUGAGUGAUUUGGGUUCCUUGCACUAUUUUCUUGGAAUUCACAUGGUUAAGAACAAGAGUGGAUUAUUUUUGUAUCAAGCAAAAUAUGUUGCGAAUUUGCUUGUGUGUACAGGUUUGGAAUUUACAAAACCCAUGCUUAGUCCUUUUGUUAUUAAUGAACCUUUGGCUGCAUCUGAGGAUAGUCCAUUGAUUGAUGAUCCAAAGCUUUAUCGGAGUUUAGUUGGUGCUCUUCAAUACUUAACCUUCACAUGGCCAGAUAUUGCUCUUGCAGUAAAUCAAGUUUGUCAGUUUAUACAUUCUCCUCACGAGGUUCAUCUUAAGGCAGUUAAGGGGAUGCUCCGCUAUAUAAAAGGUAUUGUUUCUUAUGGGUUACAAUUAUUUAAAUCAUCUACACCAUCUCUCCUAACUUAUUCAAAUGCUAAUUGGGCUGGUUGUCACGACACACAUCGCUCAACAACUGGUUUUUGUAUAUUUUUGAAAAAGAAUUUAAUUUCAUGGUCUGCCAAGAAAUAA
Molecule: messenger RNA, 513 nt
Organism: Manihot esculenta (cassava)
Lineage: Eukaryota; Viridiplantae; Streptophyta; Magnoliopsida; Malpighiales; Euphorbiaceae
Exons: 1
Coding region: 1-513 (170 amino acids)
Source: RefSeq, a predicted model, not a curated record